Penicillium antarcticum is the source of this 1038-nucleotide messenger RNA. RefSeq lists its product as uncharacterized. NCBI's taxonomy places the organism in Eukaryota, Fungi, Ascomycota, Eurotiomycetes, Eurotiales, Aspergillaceae. The transcript has 2 exons. The coding region runs from base 1 to 1038 and encodes 345 amino acids. Gene Ontology annotation, biological process: retrograde vesicle-mediated transport, Golgi to endoplasmic reticulum. Gene Ontology annotation, cellular component: endoplasmic reticulum; SNARE complex. Gene Ontology annotation, molecular function: SNAP receptor activity. The record is from RefSeq and is a predicted model, not a curated record.
AUGACCGUAACAGCAUUCCCAACAGAGGGCUCUCCAGACCUCGCCCUCCUAAAUGUCGCCCGUCUAUUCACCCGCCUGGAACACAACCUCCUCUCACCAGGCACAGACCGACGCUCCCUCCAACAAUCCGAGUACCAGCGCAUGCGCAUAAACAAAAACGUCGAAUAUGCUCGCACCCUCCUAACCCAGCUCGAACGAACAAUCCCAAGCCUCAAACCCCUCGACCGCAAACAUGAAGCCCAAGCCGAGAUCGCGCGCGAUAGACAGCUCCUCAAGCGGAUCCAAUCGAUUCUAGAUGAAGAAGAUGCAAAGGCACAAUUGAAACUAGAACAGGAGGAGGACGAUGACGACGACGAAGGCCAAGACGGCAACGAUGAAUGGAAUGAGCUAUUCUCCAAGCCCAUCUCCCAAGAGAAAGUCAAUACCUCUACCCCUCCACAAAAGAUGCCACCCGCGCCAAUUCACACAACGGAACCGCAGUGGGAUGAGAUGGAUGAGGGGCAUUCGACAUCGGCUCCGUCGCUUGACACCUCCGGUCCGAGUAUUACGCUUACGGAGCCGACGCCUACGUCUGCCACUGCUUCCUCUGGCCUUCCUACUUUAAGGAACCGGCAUACUUCUUCGACAUCUACCUCUACUUUUACAGCUGCGGCUGAGAGACCGACGGCUACAACGACGAGUAGCAGUACCAAUACGAAUUCGCAAUCGAACUCAACCACAGAAAGGGACCUUAGUACCCAUCGGCUGGAACAGGAGGAUUUAACCAGUUCAUUGUUGACCCUAGCGUCACAACUGAAAUCAUCGUCGAAGACGUUCCAGUCUACGCUUGAAGGCGAGAAGUCCGCGCUUGAUAGGGCUGUCUCUGGGAUUGAUCGGACGAGUACGACUAUGGAAGCUGCUGGGAAGAGAAUGGGGUUGUUGAGGAAGAUGACAGAGGGAAAGGGGUGGUGGGGCCGGAUGAUGCUCUAUGCUUGGAUCUUUGGAUUGUGGGUUAUUGCGAUUUUGAUUGUUUUUGUUGGACCCAAGUUGAGGUUCUAG